AUGAGUUUAUCACUCCCUCUGAAGUAUAUGUCUGUUUACAUCUAUCUAUCUAUCUAUCUAUCUAUCUAUCAGCGAAAUAUAUUUUUCUUCUUUUUAUACAUGUUCUUUAUUUCUAUCAUGCUUAGAAUAUAUUUUUCUUUUUAUACACUUUCUUGUUUGAUUUCAUGGAAUAUAUUUUCUUCUGUUCAUACAAUUUCUUUCUUUCUUUUGUCAUUCUUAGAAUAUAUUUUUCUUCUUUUUACACAAACAUAUUUUUCUUCUUUUUAUACAAUAUCUCCCUUUCUUUUCUUUUUAGAAUAUAUUUUUCUUCUUUUCAAACAAUUUCUUUCUUUCUUUGAACAUAUUUUUCUUCUUUUUAUUAACUUUCUCUUUUUCUUGAGACUGCUUUGUAUUCUUCACAUUAAUUGUCAUUUUUCUUUCUAUUUUUCCAAUUUUUUGUUUUUUUCUUUCUUCCACCACGUCUUCCAGCCUAUAUUGAUUCUCUUUCUUUUUCUUUCUCUAUACCACACUCUCUUUAUUUUUCUCUUUCCCUCCUCAUUCAAUUCCUUUAUGUCUCUUCGUCUCUUCAUAUUAAUUAUCAUUUUUCUUUCUACCUUUUCAAUAUUUUGUUCUUUUCUUUCUUUUCUCAUUUCUCCCGGCAUAUACAUACUCUCUUUAAUUUUAUCUCUCUCUCCCCCUCUCUCUCUCCCCCUCUCUCUUCUCAUUCAAUUCAUUUCUGCCUCUUCGUCUCUCUUCGUAUUGUCAUUUUUCUUUCUAUCUUUUCAAUUUUGCUUCCACCACGUCUUCCAGCAUAUACUGACUCUCUUUCUCUUUUCCCUUCUUUAUACAAUUCCUUUCUGCCUCUUCGUCUCUUUUCAUAUUAACUCAUAUACUCACUCACUCUCUUUUUCUUUCUGUCUCCCUCACUUUCUUUAUCUUUCUCUUUCCCUCUUCAUUCAAUUCCUUUCUGCCUCUUCGUCUCUUCAUAUUAAUUAUCAUUUUUCUUUCUACCUUUUCAAUCUUUUGUUGUUUUCUUUCUUUCACCACGUCUUCCAGCAUAUACUGACUGUCUUUCUUUUUUUUUCUCUCUCUCCCUCUCUCUCUCUCUUUAUCUUUCUCUUUUUCUUUCUCAUUCACUUCUUUUCUGCCUCUUCGUCUCUUUUGCCUUGCUGUACGCUCAUUAUACUUUUGUCACUAAAACAUUUCUCUCUCUCUCUCUCUCUCUCUCUCUCUCUCUCUCUCUUAUUCUGA
Molecule: messenger RNA, 1230 nt
Organism: Acanthosepion pharaonis
Lineage: Eukaryota; Metazoa; Mollusca; Cephalopoda; Sepiida; Sepiidae
Source: the annotation of a GenBank genome assembly